Messenger RNA from Apus apus (common swift), 423 nucleotides. It is a transcript of the gene NPW, whose product is annotated as neuropeptide W. Bases 1 to 423 code for a protein of 140 amino acids. Gene Ontology annotation, molecular function: G protein-coupled receptor binding. Lineage: Eukaryota; Metazoa; Chordata; Aves; Apodiformes; Apodidae. Gene Ontology annotation, biological process: G protein-coupled receptor signaling pathway; feeding behavior. The record is from RefSeq and is a predicted model, not a curated record. The transcript is spliced from 2 exons.
AUGGGGAGGGGGCAGCUGUCGGGGGGCACCUGGGGGGCCCUGGUGCUGCUGGGACUGAUGCUGCCGGCGGCACCGGCGGGCGCCUGGUACAAGCACGUCGCCAGCCCCCGGUACCACACAGUGGGCCGCGCCUCGGGGCUGCUCAUGGGGGUCCGCCGCUCCCCCUACCUCUGGCGCCGGGAGCUGCCGGCCGAGCCCCCUCCCCGGCCCGCGGGAGCCCCAUCACCGCCCCCGGACCGCCCGCGGGCCGGGGAGACCCUCCCGAGCCAGCCCCGAGCCGGGGAGAUCACCCCACCGCCGCCCGACCCCGGCCGCCUCCUGCAGCGUCUGCUCCGGCGGGGCUGGGGCGGCCCCCGCCCGGCCCCCCCCGGGCCCCGCGCAGCUCAGCUUCUCCCGCCGGCAGACGCGGCUCUGAUGCGCUGA